AUGAUAGUACAAGACCAGGCCAACGACUUCCCAGUUGGGCCAGAAGAUACCUCAGCCAGCCAGGCGACCCAGGACCAACUCCACAAGUCAUACCGAAUGCCAGAUGAACAAGCCCGAGACCCAGCCUUACACAUAGCCAAGGAUUGGGUACAGAAGAAGAAGUUGCCCGACAUGUCCAAUAUCACAGACCCUCAGCUGAGAAGAUAUGCAACACUCUACCCGAAGCUUCGUUUAACGUCUGACGGAACAUUGUUUCUGGAGGAAGGCACAGGUGACGAUCAACGACUACGAUUGUGUGUCCCAGCAGCCCUCAUAGCCGAAGUCAUCAGAUGUCUACACCAACACCCCCUAGCCGGACAUUUGGGGAGAUAUAGAACUUACCUCCAAGCGAAAAGACGGUUCUAUUGGCCCAACAUGCAUAAACAUAUCAGCUGUGCAGUUGAGGGCUGCACAACUUGCCGCCAGUCCAAAGAGCGCAAAGCCACCAAGCAGGUACCAUUGGGACAAACAAGCACCAAGGAACAUACCCGUUUUGCCAAGUUCUACUGCGACCUAGUUGGCCCAUGGCCCAACGCCAGGGGACCUGGGACCAAGAAAUACCUGCUCACCCUCCAAGACGCCGUCACCAAAUAUCCUGAAGCUUGGGCAAUCACCGACGCCACUGCUGAAAACAUCAUACGAGUCCUCACAAACGAAUUCUUCCCCAGAUAUGGAGUAGGGAUGACAAUCGUUUCUGACCAAGGACGCCAGUUUAUUUCGACGCUAUUUCAACACGCUGUGAAGCGACUGGGUGUCUUCACCGUCAAAACCCAAGCUUAUGAACCCAAAACCAAUCCGGUGGAAAGACUUCAUCGAACAUUGGAGAAUGUGAUCAGGUGCUCCAUGGAGAACGAGAAGGUUCACCCCACGCAAUGGCAUUGA
This is a messenger RNA of Tigriopus californicus, 921 nucleotides long. RefSeq lists its product as uncharacterized. The transcript has a single exon. Gene Ontology annotation, biological process: DNA integration. Lineage: Eukaryota; Metazoa; Arthropoda; Copepoda; Harpacticoida; Harpacticidae. Bases 1 to 921 code for a protein of 306 amino acids. The record is from RefSeq and is a predicted model, not a curated record. Gene Ontology annotation, molecular function: nucleic acid binding.